This is a messenger RNA of Vicia villosa (hairy vetch), 417 nucleotides long. RefSeq lists its product as uncharacterized. The record is from RefSeq and is a predicted model, not a curated record. The coding region runs from base 1 to 417 and encodes 138 amino acids. NCBI's taxonomy places the organism in Eukaryota, Viridiplantae, Streptophyta, Magnoliopsida, Fabales, Fabaceae. Gene Ontology annotation, molecular function: ATP binding; helicase activity. The transcript has a single exon.
AUGAGGAAUAUUGAUCAGUCAGAAGGACUAUGUAAUGGAACAAGGUUGAUAGUAACAAAAUUGGGGACACAUGUUAUUGAAGCUUCGAUAAUAGCUGGAAAGAACUGUGGCAAUCGGGUGUACAUCCCACAAAUGGAUAUGUCACCUUCCCAAUCCCCAUGGCCGUUUAAGCUCAACAGAAGACAGUUCCCCAUUAUAGUGUCAUAUGCCAUGACAAUUAACAAAUCCCAAGGACAGUCUUUGGAUACUGUUGGUCUAUACCUACCAAGGGAUGUUUUUACACAUGGACAAAUAUAUGUUGCACUAUCAAGAGUGACAACAAAACAAGGAAUCAAGAUAUUAAUACAUGAUCAACAUGCAAAAGUUAAAACAACAACUACAAAUGUAGUUUACAAGGAGAUCUUUGACAAUAUAUAA